This is a messenger RNA of Sclerotinia sclerotiorum 1980 UF-70, 99 nucleotides long. RefSeq lists its product as hypothetical. The record is from RefSeq and is a predicted model, not a curated record. Bases 1 to 99 code for a protein of 32 amino acids. The transcript has a single exon. Lineage: Eukaryota; Fungi; Ascomycota; Leotiomycetes; Helotiales; Sclerotiniaceae.
AUGGCGAGACACCAGUAUCCGUCGAGUGAGGUCGGAAAAGCCAGAAUUCUUCGAAAAAUACAAGAUACGAUCUUUGAACUUCGACAAGCUGAAGCAUGA